AUGCCGAGCAGCAUUUUCAUGGUGGUGGAGAACAUCCUUCACCUGCCUCAAGAGGAUCCAGUUACACGUCUCCUCCACAUCACCCAAGAUCCGGAGUCUCUGCAGAAGCUCUGGAUCUUAGAGCAGAAGUUGGCUUACUCAUGGAUGAUCCUUUUUUGUAUCUUUUCCUGUAUAAAGAUCCCUGUGAUUCGCAACUGUGGGUCUAACACCCUCAAUUUUGAAUUCCACGAUACCAGUCCCCGCCAAGUGUACAACGGGAUAUCCCAGCCGUGGAAAACAACUCAGCAGAGUUCAGCGAAUAAUUGGUACCCAACCUGGCCUGCUAAAGAAAUUAAACCACUGAGAACUGAAGCUGCUCCUUCUCCUUACUUGGCUAAUUCAGUCAAUCACCCAACUGCGAAUGGCGUAGCACAACCGGGCUGGUCAGCGACCUGGACAAAAGAUGGCAAGAGGAAGGAGAAGCGCUGGGUGAAGUACGAUGGGAUCGGGCCAGUGGAUGAGUCUGGGAUGCCUCUUGCUUCUCGAUCGAGUGUAGACAGCCCUAAGGACUGGUAUCGCAGCAUGUUCCAGCAAAUCCACGGUAAACUUCCAGAAUCAGACCUGGAUUGGGAUCCCUACGAAUCAAAAGAUCAUGACCCUCCAGGACUCAUGAAGAAGAACCAACCUCCAGUGAUGAUCCCAAACAGUUCCUCUCGCCAAAAGAAUGGCUUGGCUUGGAGAAAUUGGGAAGCUGCAGAUGCCACCAGCAACGAGCCCAGGAGCAUUUUUGAUUACGAACCUGGAAAGUCAUCCAUCCUUGAUAAUCCUACUCUGGCUCAGAAGUCCUUCCCGCCAUCUUCAGCACGGUGCCCAUCGCCCUCUCUGCCAAUUGAGGAGCAACUGGAGAAGGAGCUACAACAGCUCAGCGAAGAGUUGGACAACGAUAUCAGAAACCUUGAGCAACAGCAACUGAUCCGCAAGAAUCCCUCGGCUGGUUCCUCUGUCUGCGCCUCUUCCCUGGCCUUCCCUGCCAGCUGCAGCCCAUUGCCCGGCUCUGGUGUCCAUCCUUUAGCCCAGGGCCCCUCACCGGCCAGUCCAAGAAUGGAGAAAGGAAGUCCAGGAGUCACCAGGAGUACUUGGAGCGACUCUCUACCCAGGAACGAUCCUCUGAGACUUCCUGGGCAAAGUCCCUUUCUUGAUUCUUCAGAAAUCGUUCUAGAUACUCCUCCCAAGAGAGAUGAGAAGAAGAUGAAAGCUGCUCGCCUCAAAUUUGAUUUCCAAGCGGAAUCGCCAAAAGAACUGACUUUGCAGAAAGGUGAUAUUGUUUACAUCCACAAAGAAGUAGACAAAAACUGGCUUGAAGGAGAACACCACGGCAGGGUGGGCAUUUUCCCUGCUAAUUACGUGGAGGUCCUGUCUCCCACCGAAGUUCCCAAGCCCAUCAAAAUACCCUCCAUCCAGGUCUUGGAGUAUGGGGAAGCGGUGGCCCAGUACAACUUCAAGGGAGACCUGGCGGUGGAGCUGUCUUUUCGAAAGGGUGAACGUAUCUGCCUUGUCCGCAGAGUAGACGAGAACUGGUAUGAAGGUCGCGUCCCUGGCACAAGCCGCCAGGGUAUUUUCCCAGCCAACUACGUCCAGGUGGUGAAAGAGCCAAGGGUGAAGAAUUCGGAGGACUAUCCUUCCUCCCCGGGCCUCCCAGCCCUUACCAGCUCGUCCCCCCAGGCACAUGCACCCAGCCUGGGCAGUAGGGGGCAGUCUGAGGCUUCCCCUUCAAGCCUGCCAAACGCUCUGGCUCCAGACCUGCUGUCCUCCUCCUCCUCCUCCUCCUUCUCCUCCGCCCUCUCUGGAUGUACAUUUCCCGUGUCUCCAAAAUUUGAAAACCCCGAGACCACAACUCACAGAAUCCGGGAUGCACCCAAAGAUGGCUCUUUCAGUCCCCAGAGUCAAAGCCCGGGGAGAAUGUCCAGUGGCAGCCCCCGGCCUCUCAGAUCUUUCCAGAUGAAGGAGCCACCACGACCUGUUCCACCUGUAUUGACUUCCCAAGCACAGACUUCCAUCCCGCCGCAGAAUUCAGCCCUCGAGACAGUGUUUUCCCCAACUUCAAAGCCACAGAGCCCCCGACACGCCGCCAGAGACUCCCCCUCCAGCAUCCAGUGGACUCCGUUCCAGGCUCUCUACCAUUACAGACCUCAGAAUGAAGACGAAUUGGAACUUCAGGAAGGUGACCGGGUGGAUGUGAUGCAACAGUGUGAUGAUGGCUGGUUUGUGGGGGUCUCUAGAAGGACGCAGAAAUUUGGCACUUUCCCUGGGAAUUACGUUACCCCUGUGUGACCAGCCAUCUCUUGAAUCAGCAUAAUCUGCUCUAGGAUCUUGCCUCCUUGGAGGAGUGCCCACAAUCCAUGGACACAAAGUAAAAAAGAGUAAAAGACACGAUGUGAAAACUAAUAUUGGCCCCCAAUAUUGCCAGCUGGAGUCUGUAUUCCUUGACUGUUAUCUUUUACUUCUGCACCUUGGCUUCCUUGGAGAGGAUGACUACAGCCUAGCUUCUUUUUCCAGUAUUUAAGGAAGCAUCACUAAUUCCAGCAUUCCUAUGACAGAUUUGGGUUUGGUUGAACAGAGCGUGCUGGCCUCUUGGCCGUAAAUUUUCUCUUAAUCCGGGAUUCCUUAUUUUUGCCAGUUCUUAUAAGAGCAAUUUGAAGGUAGAGGCGACCAGUCUCUACAGCUGAGCCUGUCCUAAUUCUUCCCUCCAGAAAAAUCCAUUUUUUUUUUCUUGAAAGGACCAUUGUUUGAAGACUUGGCCUAUCAACCCAAAAUCCCACACAACAGACGAGCUGACUGAGUUACCCAAGUACACAACCUCGGUGUGUGCCCCAGAGGAAUCUGGGCCUUUCCACCAGGAGAUUGUGCCCUUCACUUAACGUCGCGGUCAUCCAGGAGGUGCU
This is a messenger RNA of Protobothrops mucrosquamatus (brown spotted pit viper), 2921 nucleotides long. It is a transcript of the gene SORBS3, whose product is annotated as sorbin and SH3 domain containing 3. Lineage: Eukaryota; Metazoa; Chordata; Lepidosauria; Squamata; Viperidae. The transcript is spliced from 19 exons. The record is from RefSeq and is a predicted model, not a curated record. The coding region runs from base 1 to 2310 and encodes 769 amino acids. Gene Ontology annotation, molecular function: protein binding.